This is a messenger RNA of Caenorhabditis elegans, 4512 nucleotides long. RefSeq names its product NAD(P)H oxidase (H2O2-forming) (gene duox-2). The coding region runs from base 1 to 4512 and encodes 1503 amino acids. Gene Ontology annotation, molecular function: oxidoreductase activity; peroxidase activity; heme binding. Gene Ontology annotation, cellular component: apical plasma membrane. The record is from RefSeq and is marked reviewed. The transcript has 21 exons. NCBI's taxonomy places the organism in Eukaryota, Metazoa, Nematoda, Chromadorea, Rhabditida, Rhabditidae. Gene Ontology annotation, biological process: molting cycle; animal gross anatomical part developmental process; defense response to bacterium.
AUGGCCGCCGAAAAUUUUUACAAUGUAAAUAAUUUUCAAAGUUUACCCCUAGAAAUCAAAGUUCAGUUCAGCAAAGAGACUUUAUUUUCAGCACUCCAACAAGAGGCAGAAACUCAACGGUACGACGGAUGGUACAACAACCUGGCGAACAGUGAAUGGGGUUCUGCUGGAAGUCGGCUGCAUAGAGAUGCACGUUCCUACUACUCAGACGGUGUAUAUUCAGUGAAUAACUCACUUCCGUCCGCCCGUGAACUCUCCGAUAUACUAUUUAAAGGAGAGUCCGGUAUUCCUAAUACAAGAGGAUGCACCACUUUAUUGGCAUUUUUCAGUCAAGUAGUUGCUUAUGAAAUAAUGCAAUCAAAUGGAGUAUCCUGUCCACUAGAGACACUUAAAAUUCAAGUACCCCUAUGUGAUAAUGUAUUUGAUAACGAAUGCGAGGGGAAAACUACAAUCCCAUUUUACCGUGCAAAAUACGACAAAGCAACUGGAAAUGGUCUUAACUCGCCUCGAGAACAAAUCAAUGAACGGACUUCAUGGAUUGAUGGAUCAUUCAUCUAUGGUACCACCCAGCCAUGGGUGUCCGCAUUAAGAUCUUUUAAACAAGGACGGUUAGCUGAAGGUGUACCUGGAUAUCCACCACUUAACAACCCACAUAUUCCAUUGAAUAACCCCGCUCCGCCACAAGUACAUCGAUUGAUGAGUCCAGAUAGAUUAUUUAUGUUGGGAGACUCGCGUGUGAAUGAGAAUCCUGGUCUUCUUUCAUUUGGUCUGAUCCUCUUCCGUUGGCAUAACUACAAUGCAAAUCAAAUCUAUCGAGAACAUCCUGACUGGACAGACGAGCAAAUCUUCCAGGCAGCACGUCGUUUGGUGAUUGCAUCUAUGCAGAAGAUUAUUGCAUAUGACUUUGUUCCAGGACUUCUAGGUGAAGACGUUCGUUUGUCAAACUACACCAAAUACAUGCCACAUGUUCCACCUGGAAUCUCGCAUGCUUUUGGAGCAGCCGCCUUCAGGUUCCCUCACUCAAUUGUGCCACCAGCAAUGCUUCUGAGAAAACGAGGAAAUAAAUGUGAAUUCCGGACGGAAGUUGGUGGAUAUCCUGCAUUGAGAUUGUGCCAGAAUUGGUGGAAUGCACAGGAUAUUGUGAAGGAGUACAGUGUGGAUGAGAUUAUUCUUGGAAUGGCAAGCCAGAUAGCUGAACGAGAUGAUAACAUAGUAGUCGAAGAUCUUCGUGAUUACAUCUUCGGACCAAUGCAUUUCUCUCGUUUGGAUGUUGUUGCUUCAUCAAUAAUGAGAGGAAGGGACAAUGGAGUACCACCGUAUAAUGAAUUGAGAAGAACAUUCGGACUUGCACCAAAGACAUGGGAGACAAUGAAUGAAGAUUUCUACAAGAAGCAUACUGCAAAAGUGGAAAAGUUGAAAGAGUUGUAUGGAGGCAAUAUUUUAUAUCUGGAUGCUUAUGUUGGAGGAAUGCUGGAAGGAGGUGAAAAUGGGCCUGGAGAGAUGUUCAAAGAAAUCAUAAAGGAUCAGUUCACCCGUAUUCGAGAUGGAGAUCGAUUCUGGUUUGAGAAUAAACUAAAUAGAUUAUUCACUGAUGAAGAAGUUCAAAUGAUUCAUAGUAUUACACUUCGUGAUAUUAUCAAAGCAACAACCGAUAUCGAUGAGACGAUGCUUCAGAAGGAUGUAUUUUUCUUCAAAGAAGGUGAUCCAUGCCCCCAGCCGUUCCAAGUGAAUACCAUUGGACUUGAGCCUUGUGCUCCACUUAUUCAAUCCACCUACUGGGAUGAUAACGAUACUACUUAUAUCUACACUCUAAUUGGUUUGGCGUGUAUUCCUUUAAUUUGCUAUAGUAUCGGUCAUUAUAUGGUUGAACGACGUAUCCGAAUAGGUCAUAACAGUGCUUGUGACAGCUUGACUACUGACUUUUCAACAGAAAGUCCCAAAGUUAAUGUCUACAAAGUGAAUGCUUUGGAAUGGCUUCAAGAAGAGUACAUACGGCAAGUUCGGAUAGAAAUAGAGAAUACCACGUUGACAGUGAAGAAGCCACGUGGUGGAAUCCUUCGAAAAAUUCGUUUUGAAACUGGACAGAAGAUUGAGGUAUUCCACUCUAUACCGAAUCCAUCAGCAAUGCACGGACCAUUUGUACUUUUGUCUCAAAAGAAUAAUCAUCAUUUGGUGAUAAGAUUGUCGUCUGAUAGAGAUUUAUCUAAAUUUUUGGAUCAAAUUAGACAGGCGGCUAGUGGAAUCAAUGCAGAGGUUAUCAUAAAGGAUGAGGAGAAUUCUAUUCUCUUGUCCCAAGCAAUCACAAAAGAACGCCGUCAAGACCGACUGGACCUGUUCUUCCGUGAAGCCUACGCAAAAGCAUUCAAUGAUAGUGAACUUCAAGAUUCGGAAACUUCAUUUGACUCAUCGAAUGAUGAUAUAUUAAAUGAGACAAUAUCUCGUGAGGAAUUGGCAAGUGCAAUGGGAAUGAAAGCUAAUAAUGAGUUUGUGAAGAGAAUGUUCGCGAUGACUGCAAAACAUAAUGAGGAUUCGCUCAGUUUCAAUGAGUUUUUGACAGUAUUGAGGGAGUUUGUUAAUGCUCCUCAAAAGCAAAAACUGCAAACUCUAUUCAAAAUGUGUGAUUUGGAGGGAAAGAACAAGGUACUCCGAAAGGAUCUCGCAGAACUCGUCAAGUCCCUCAAUCAAACCGCCGGAGUUCACAUUACCGAAAGUGUGCAGCUUCGAUUAUUCAAUGACGUGCUGCACAAGUCUGGAGUAAGUGACGAUGCGGAGUACUUGACUUGUAAUAAUUUCGACGCAUUGUUCUCGGAGAUCUCUGACGUCCAGCCGAUCGGUCUGCCAUUUAAUAGGAAGAAUUAUAACUCACAUAUCAAGGAGCCAUCAUGCCACACCUCAUUCCCAAUAGUGGACCACUCUACUCCUGCUCCACUUUCUCUGAUUCAGAGAAUUUGUGCAUUCCUGGAAACCUAUCGCCAACACGUCUUCAUCAUCUUCUGCUUUGUCGCCAUUAACAUUGUCCUUUUUUUCGAACUUUUCUGGCAUUCCCGCUACCUAAACGAAGAUCGAGACCUCCGUCGGGUGAUGGGUGCCGGGAUCGCUAUCACUCUCUCUUCUGCGGGAGCCUUGUCAUUUUGCAUGGCGUUGAUAUUGCUCACAGUUUGUAGAAAUAUUAUAACACUGCUUCGAGAGACAGUUAUUGCGCAGUAUAUUCCAUUUGACUCGGCUAUCGCGUUCCAUAAGAUCGUCGCAUUAUUCACCCUAUUCUGGUCUACCCUUCACACCAUCGGCCAUUGUGUUAACUUUUAUCACGUUGGAACUCAAAGCGACCGUGGACUUGCUUGUCUCUUCCAGGAAACAUUUUUCGGAUCUGACGUCGUGCCUACCCUAAGCUAUUGGUUCUAUGGAACAAUUACUGGGUUGACGGGAAUUGGAUUAGUUAUUGUUAUGAGUAUCAUUUAUGUGUUCGCAUUGCCAAAGUUCACUAGAAGAGCAUAUCACGCGUUCCGGCUGACUCAUCUUUUGAAUAUUGGGUUUUAUGCACUCACUAUUCUUCACGGACUUCCUUCACUUUUUGGGUCUCCCAAAUUUGGCUACUACGUUGUUGGACCCAUUGUCCUUUUUGUAAUCGAUCGUAUAAUUGGGUUGAUGCAAUAUUACAAGUCGUUGGAUAUUGCCCAUGCAGAAAUCCUUCCAUCAGAUAUUAUAUACAUCGAGUACCGUCGUCCAAGAGAAUUUGAAUAUAAAUCAGGACAAUGGAUUACUGUAUCAUCACCAUCUAUAUCAUGUACCUUUAAUGAAUCUCACGCAUUCUCGAUUGCCUCAAGUCCACAGGAUGAGAAUAUGAAGUUGUAUAUAAAAGCAGUUGGACCAUGGACAUGGAAGUUGAGAAGUGAAUUGAUAAGAUCAUUGAAUACAGGGUCACCAUUCCCAUUAAUUCAUAUGAAAGGACCAUAUGGUGAUGGUAAUCAGGAAUGGAUGAAUUAUGAAGUUGCAAUAAUGGUUGGAGCAGGAAUCGGAGUGACUCCAUAUGCAUCCACGCUUGUUGAUCUUGUACAAAAAACAUCAAGUGACUCGUUUCAUAGAGUUCGAUGUCGUAAAGUAUAUUUCCUAUGGGUGUGUUCGAGUCACAAGAACUUUGAAUGGUUUGUGGAUAUGCUGAAAAAUGUUGAAAAUCAAGCAAAGCCGGGAAUCCUGGAGACACACAUAUUCGUCACUCAGAUGUUCCAUAAGUUUGAUUUAAGAACUACUAUGCUUUACAUUUGCGAGAAGCACUUCCGUGCCACCAACUCAGGCAUAUCAAUGUUCACUGGCCUACACGCUAAGAAUCAUUUCGGACGGCCCAACUUCAAAGCUUUCUUCCAAUUUAUUCAGAGUGAACAUAAGGAGCAAUCCGAAAUUGGAGUGUUCAGUUGUGGACCUGUAAACUUAAAUGAAAGUAUAGCUGAAGGAUGUGCAGAUGCCAAUCGACAACGAGAUGCUCCGUCAUUUGCACACCGCUUUGAAACUUUCUAA